CGGGAAUCGUUUUGAGUAGUGGGAAGCCCGCGUCGGCGUUGUUGCCAUUUUAUUUUCAACCCCUGUUCAACCCCUUCAACACAAUUUAAAGCCGAUAUUAUAAUUACUUAACAGUGUAAUGCAAGAGUUCAAACGUUAUAAAUAAUUAAAUUUCAUAAGUGCCUGGAAGGAUUAGAGAGAAAUAUUCUACGUAAUUAUUAUAAUAUAUAAACGUUUCACGCGAUUUCUUUGUUUUAAACAAUCGUAAACAAGAAAAUGUCUGGGCCAAUGGUAUUGUGUCAGUUAUGGAUGGGCGGCAACCAUACAUGACAGAAAGUUUUAUAAUGAAUGCAUUUCAUAAAAUGGGAGAACAACCGCAAACAGUUAAAGUAAUGAGAAAUCGUUACACCGGUGAACCAGCAGGUUAUUGUUUUGUACAUUUCCCCACUGACGAAAUGGCACUUGACGCUAUGCAUAAAUUAAAUGGCAAAGUGAUACCUGGUUCGAAUCCAGCUGUAAGAUUUCGAUUAAAUCAUGCUAGUACCACAGGCAAGCCUACUGCGGAAAGAGAGUUCAGUAUUUGGGUUGGAGAUUUGUCUACAGACGUGGACGAUUACUCUUUAUAUAGAGCAUUUGCGGCUAAAUAUAAUUCAAUCAGAACUGCGAAGGUGAUCUUAGACAGUUCUGGAUUUAGCAAGGGAUAUGGUUUUGUCAGAUUUGCUAAUGAAGAGGAACAGAAGAAUAGUUUAAUCACCAUGAAUGGAUAUAGAGGAUUGGGAACAAAAUCAUUAAAAAUUUGCAACGCCGUCCCUAGGCCUUGGAAUAAGAUAUCAGGAUCAACGCCUCCUCAGUCAUCAUCUGAAUAUACGACAUCAAAUAUGAGUUCAGACGCUUAUAAUUAUUAUGACACAUCUUCGUACUGGAAUAGUUACAGUGCAUGGCAGCAAGGCUAUUAUGAAAGUGAACCUACAUCCGAAGGAUACAGUAGCUAUAUAUCUGAUCAGAAACCUGAGGAAGAUGAGUUGGAACUAAUUGAGCACUCAGUCCCUAUAGACAUCGACAAAUUGAAUAGGGAAAUUAUAGAACAAGAUUACAAUUUGUGGGAUGCUUUGGAAAGUUCCAAAUGGAUUCCAUGUGACACGUUGGAAUUAUGUUACUGAAAUUGUAUAUAAAUUAUUCCUAAUUCUUAUACUACUUACUUAUACUCACCUGUAUUUUAAUUAAUAUUGUAAAUAAAUCUCUGAUUCAUAAUAAAUAAAAG
Messenger RNA from Ceratina calcarata, 1240 nucleotides. RefSeq names its product tRNA Selenocysteine associated protein (gene Secp43). The transcript has 6 exons. Gene Ontology annotation, molecular function: RNA binding. NCBI's taxonomy places the organism in Eukaryota, Metazoa, Arthropoda, Insecta, Hymenoptera, Apidae. The record is from RefSeq and is a predicted model, not a curated record. The coding region runs from base 285 to 1139 and encodes 284 amino acids.